AUGGAGGCGCGUAACACGUUGUGUUUUAUUUCUUUCUUCGAUUGUGUCGUAGUUGAUUUUCUUUUCGAAUCUUUAAAUUUCGUACAACUCUCAGCGAAGAACUCGACGAUUUGCAUAGUCAAUCUCCAACAAGGUUUAAUUCAAUCACGAUUACUUCAACGGCAAUGGACGAAGUGGUUCGCUAUCUACGCCAUCCUCAUCUAUUUGGUGACGAAUAUCUCCUAUUACACUCUAUUUCUUUCAAGAGACUUCGUUAGUCGAUUCUAUGCAUUUACCCUUUCGAUUGUAUUGGCUAUUUUAUUUUACGGUAUUCAUUGGAUUAUUCGAUGGUACUUUCGAAUGAUUAUUCAAGCAAAAGAAGACAAAUUAGAAAUAUUCAAGGAGCGAAAGCAAGAACUGAUUGAGGAAGUGAAAAAUAAAGAAACAUAUGCCGUAGCCAAGAAUCUUUUGGAAAAAUAUGGUGAAACCAUCGCACCUGAGAUCCGAUCUCCCAUUGCCAAUGGAAAUAGUAAAGAUCUACGUCCACGUGUAUCUAUUAAACCAGGCGUACCAAACUUGGAAAAGCCUGUUGUUUCCAUUACUCCACCGAAAUCAAUAUCACAGGAAAACGGUAAUCAUCCGAUCCAAACACCAGUACGUGGCGGGUCAACGCGUUUAGCUGCUGGUGUUACGCCUGGCAAAUUACCACGAGCAAUUCUACCGCCACAACGCACGUUUUGGGGUGCUAUUCUUGAUACCAUUGUUGGUGAUGGACCAUCGAAACGUUAUGCAUUGAUUUGCAGCUCAUGCAAUAGUCACAAUGGCAUGGCAUUAGACGAAGAAUUCGAAUAUUUAUCAUUUCGGUGUGCAUAUUGUAACUAUCUCAAUGGUGCUCGUAAACGCAAACCUGUUUUUAACGGUAAUUUAUCAAGUCCAUCGCCACCAGCUGCUCCUCUUCCAGCUCCAAUACAAAAUCAAUCUGCAGCCGAACCCAUGGAACUGUCCGUCACCGAUUCUUCGGACUCAACAGACCAAGCAACUGAAUCUCAGAUAGAUUUCGUCAUUCCUUGUCGUGAAAAAGGAACGAAAGAGAGAGAGAUGUCGUCUGAAGCUACCGGUGAUAAAGUUGAUGAACAAGGUUCAACACAAGAAAAACUCAGUAAAAAUGAACUUAAACGACAAUUGAAAGCUCAAAAGAAGGCUGAUGAAAAGGCACAGAAGGUAACCACUGUUCCACAAACGCAGUCAUCUACGAAAAAGGAAGCAGCUAGUGCGGGUGCUGGUGAGAAUGAUGAACAAGAUAUUGAUCCAAAUGAAUACUACAAGAUGCGCGUUCAUCACAUUCAACAACUGAAACAAGCCGGUGAAACAGUUUAUCCACAUAAAUAUCAUGUAUCAAUAUCAUUACGCGAUUAUAUCGAUAAAUAUACUCAUUUGCAAAAUGAAGAAGUUCAUGAAGACAUCGUCUCUGUUGCCGGACGUAUCUAUUCAAAACGUUCAUCGGGCACUAAACUGUAUUUUUAUGAUCUUCAUAGUGAUUCAGCUAAGAUCCAAAUUAUGGCCAAUCUCAAGAUGUAUCACAACGAAGAAGAAUUUGCGACUGUGAAUGAUCGUAUUCGUCGUGGUGACAUCGUUGGUGCCAAGGGAAAACCAACACGAACAAAAAAGGGCGAACUCAGUCUUAUCCCAACAGAACUGAUCAUUCUUACACCAACAUUACAUCAGUUGCCUAGUUUACAUUAUGGUCUUAAGGAUAAGGAAACACGUUUUCGUCAACGAUAUCUCGAUUUACUGAUCAACGAUUCAGUUCGACAGAAAUUUAUUGUCAAAGCAAAAAUCAUCAACUAUGUUCGACAAUUUCUUAAUUCGCUCGGUUUUCUCGAAGUUGAAACACCAAUGAUGAAUAUGAUUGCAGGUGGUGCUGCUGCUAAACCAUUCAUCACUCAUCAUAACGAUCUCGAUAUGAAAUUAUUCAUGCGUGUCGCACCGGAACUUUACCUUAAAAUGUUAGUUGUCGGUGGUCUAGAUCGUGUUUUUGAAAUCGGCCGUGUCUUUCGUAAUGAAGGUAUCGAUAUGACACACAAUCCUGAAUUUACCAUCUGUGAAUUCUAUAUGGCAUAUGCGGACUACAAUGAUUUAAUGGAUUUAACUGAGAAAUUAAUAUCCGGUCUUGUUAAACAUCUCUUUGGAACCUAUAAAAUCGCGUAUCAUAUGAACGGACCUGAUCAAGCACCAGUUGAAAUCGAUUUUACACCGCCAUUCAAACGUUUGAGUUUAAUCGAAGAUUUGGAGAAAGCAACCGGCGAGAAAUUUCCACCCGCGACGGAAUUGGGUACAUCAGAAUCGAAUAGAUUUCUCGAUAAUCUCUGUAAGAAACAUGAAAUCGAAUGUACCAAUCCACGUACAACUGCUCGAUUGAUUGACAAAUUAGCUGGACAUUUUCUCGAAACUCAAUGUCUCAAUCCAACGUUUCUUUGCAAUCAUCCGCAAUUGAUGAGUCCUUUAGCGAAAUAUCAUCGCUCCAUCCCUGGUCUAACAGAACGUUUUGAAUUAUUUAUUUGUUACAAAGAAACAUGCAAUGCUUACACUGAAUUGAAUGAUCCACUCGUGCAACGACAAAUGUUCGAGUUACAAGCUAAAGACAAGGAUGCUGGUGACGAUGAAGCUCAAUUAAUCGAUGAAAACUUUUGCACCGCACUUGAAUAUGGUUUACCACCCACCGGUGGUUGGGGUUUAGGUGUUGAUCGUCUAACGAUGAUGCUCACUGAUAGUAACAAUAUCAAGGAAGUUUUACUGUUUCCAGCGUGCAAACCUUAUAAGGAAGGUGAAGAGCAUGCCAAACUUGAGGAUGGAAUAACACCGAAAGUGGAAACAACUGGCAAACCUACACAGUGA
Messenger RNA from Adineta ricciae, 2874 nucleotides. The record is from the annotation of a GenBank genome assembly. Lineage: Eukaryota; Metazoa; Rotifera; Eurotatoria; Adinetida; Adinetidae.